UCUGUCUCUUUUCGUUCGGCUGAGCGUAGACAUCAUGUCGCUGCUGAUUGUAGCGUUUUUAAUCGCCCGAAAUCACAGCGGUGGCGACAAUCACAGUUAGAGUGGCGCUUAUAACGGUACUCGGGUGUUAGACGACACAUUGCAAACAAGAACGCGCUUGUCAAUCAGCAAACAAAACACACACAAAAUAAUCAACGAAAAAAAACCGAACUUAAAUUCUAGUCGCAAAGCAAACAAAUAAAAAAUCCUAUAAAAAUCGUGCCAGAAACCGAAAUAAAUAAUAUUAAUAAACAUUAAAUUAAUAGCCAUCACACAGAUACGAACACACAAACACACACACACACACGCAGCUGUUGUUGGUGAAAGUGUAUGGGUGGACGAGAAGAAGGAAGUGCUGCUGGUGCUGCCUCUGUCGCUGCUUCUGCUUGGAAUUGGCGGCAGUUUGACCGCAACAACAACUACUACACACACACACACGCACGCACACAUUGAUACGCGUUCGUCAUCAGUCGCCGUCGUCGUUGUCGUUAUCCCCCCCACCCCCUCCCUUCCUCUACAGCCCCGUUGUUCCUGGCCCUUGCCAUUGUGACAUUUGAUUUAUUUGACGUGUGUGUGUUUUUGAUAGAAGCUCAACACGAAACUGACACGUUCACACACACACACACACACACGUACGAGUGAGGAAAGGCUCUGCCUCUGCCUACCCACCCCACGCCCCCCCGCUCUGUGCUUAAGAAUUUCAAAUUUCUUGAGGCGAACAAAAAUAAAAUUCAACGCGUUUUUUUUCGCAUAUGUUUUUCGAAAAAGUGUGACACAAACAAAUCCAAAAAACCGAACCGAACCGAACAGAACGCUAUCAAUGGCAGCGACGAAAUUAAUUACCAAACAACAGUAAUCUUAAAUAGUUCUAAAUAUAAAGAAAUAAAUAAUAUUUGAAAGAAAAGUGAAGCCCCAAAAAUAAUUGCUGCCACAAAAUGAUGCUGCACGAGGCUGUCAUGCUGGAGAUCUAUCGCCAGGCAUUGAGUGCAAGCGAAUUGGCCAGUCCGCGCUGCCAGUCCCGCGAAUCGAAUGCCUCUGCGGGCGCGGCGCCGGGCGAUGGCCGGUGUCCGUCGAAUGAGUCGCACUGCUCCGCCAAUGAUUGCCUCACGCCGGCGCCCACUCCCACGCCUACGCACACGCCCACCUCCCCCACCGUGGGACUGCCUCUGACGGCCACACUGGCGCCAGGAGCUGCCGCGGCACUGCUGCCACCGCAGUCGGCAGCGAUGGCCGCAUACCUGGCGGCUGCACAACAGAAUCACCUGCUGCUGACGAAUCCUCUGGCGGCAGCGGCCUCACUGGUGCAGCAGGCGACGCAACAGGCGGCAGGAAUGGGCUCACCCGGAAGCAUGGUGGCCGAGGAGGAGGCCCCGGCACUGGAUUUUAGCCGAAAGAGACCCUCCAGCGAGGAGGCGGAGGUGAUGGCCAGCGAUGAGGAGGAGCCGGAGCCGGAACCAGAGCCGGCGGAAUCGGGCGACAAUGGACCCCUGGAUCUGUCGGUGAGCACCAGGAAGCGACAGACGACGGUGGAGGAGCGAGAGAGGGAUUCCCCUGUCCGCAAGCUGCCACGUGCCACGGACUACAAAUCCCCGCUCCCGCCGGGCAGUUGGGUGCCACCCCUGAAUCCCUACCUGGCGGCAGUGGCGGCCAAGAAGAUGGCGCCCAGUGAGGCCACCAAAGCGCUGGAGAAGAUGAGCGAAAUGAGCCGCCUGGAGACGCCACCGCCAGCGAGCAACAGCGGCAGCAGCGGCAGCAGCAGCAGCCACAGCCACAGGAGUAUGACAGCAUCCGCAUCGGCGGGAGGAGGCAGUGGUGCAGGUGGACGACACAGCGCCUGGCAAUCCCAUUGGCUGAACAAGGGCGCGGAUGCCGCCAAGGACGUGUUCAAGUGCGUGUGGUGCAAGCAGAGCUUUGCCACAUUGGCCAGCCUCACGACCCACAUGAAGGAGACGCAGCACUGUGGCGUGCAGAUACCCUCACCCUCCUCCGCCGCCGCAGUCGGCGCAGGGAAUCAACCGAUGACCCGCGUGCCCACAUCCACCUCCACCUCGGCCUGCUCCAGCAGCAGCAGCACCUCCACCACAUCCUCGAACUCCUCCAAAUCGGAGCUGAAUAUGCUCAUCAAGGAAACGAUGCCGCUGCCCCGGAAGCUGGUGCGCGGCCAGGACGUGUGGCUGGGCAAGGGGGCGGAGCAGACGCGACAGAUCCUCAAGUGCAUGUGGUGCGGGCAGAGCUUCCGCUCGCUGGCGGAGAUGACCAGCCACAUGCAGGAGACGCAGCACUACACGAACAUCAUAUCCCAAGAGCAGAUCAUCUCCUGGAAGUCAGGAGACGAGCGCGAGCGACCCAAUGCUGCACCCAACGGGCGGGAGGGAGGCCCAGCAGCGCCUCCUCCGGCGGCCAGCAGUGGUGGCACCACAGCGUCUGCCAGCGUCAGUGCGGUGCUCACGUGCAAGGUGUGCGAUCAGGCGUUCUCCACGCUCAAGGAUCUAAGCACCCACAUGGCCCAGCAGUCCCACUACAAGGAAUCUCCAUCGACCAUGUCCUCGUCCUCUUCGGUAUCGCCACCGGCACCGCCUGCCACUGCAGGAGGAGGAGGAGGAGGAGCCACCGCAGUGAACUCCAAACGCGGGCGUCAGACACGCAACGAGAAGCGCAAGAAGUCUCUGCCGGUGAGAAAACUCCUUGAACUAGAGCGUUCCGGCUCCAACUCCAGUCUGGACUCGGCCCUGAAGCCCUUGAGGGACUUUGCGGCCGCCACGAAAAUCACCUGCGAGAAGUGUGGCAGCAAGAUCGAGACGGCUCUGUUUGUGGAGCACAUACGCAAGUGCCUGGGCGACAGCAUACCCAUCCCCCCCAGGCGUCCGCAUGGCCAGAGCCAGUCGAUGGAUCGCCUGCCGAGUCCUGGGAUGACGGGCGAGAAGCCACCAUCCGUGCUGAAUGCCCUGGAGCAGCUGAUCGAGAAGAGCUUCGAGUCGAGGGGAUCGCGUGGCCUGCACCCCGGCGGAGGGGGAUACUCCGAUAUGGGCACACCUCUGGGCGCCAGCAUCCUGAAGCGCUUGGGGAUCGACGAUAGCAGCGACUACACAAAGCCCCUGAUGGAUGCCCAUGCCAUGCACCUGCUGCGCUCCUCCUACGCCUCGCGCGAUCGCAGUGCCAGCGAAUCGAGCAGCGCCAGCCGCGUGGAGUCCGCCUAUACGCCGGAUAGACAGCAGGCCACACCCCGAAGGACACCGGACACACCAGCACCAGCCCAAGCGCCGCCGCCUCCUGCACCGCCGACCAUCAAGGCGGAACCCUUGGAGCUGGAUCAUGGAGAAAUGGAGGCCAGUCCACGGCAGCACAUCAACGUGAAGAAGGAGUUUAGCAUGGACUCAACGGCCGGAAAUCUACGGGAGAGCCCCAGAUCCAACAGCGAAUCGCCAUCGCCACAGGCAACGACAGGAGGAACGGCUACGGAUAGUGGAAGUCUAUUGGCCUUGAAUUCGAUGUUCGAUCAGCUGAGCGGAGUGGAAGCGAAUAAUAAUAAUAAUAAUACGGGACACUGCUAUAACAACAAUAACAACAACACAAGCAAUAUAUCCACUAAAAAACCAAAGGCCCAUCCUUUGGCGGCACUGCAGAAGCUGUGCGAUACAACAGAUCCACCAGCCUCCAAUACGCGCAGUGCUGCAACCACAACAACAGGCUCUGCCACAUCGGGAAUGGGCAACGGGGGCAACGAUCUGGUGGCCUUCAGUUGGGCCUGCAACGAGGCGGUGCUGAGCGCCAGCAGCGGCUGCGGUGGCGAUGCGUCCAUCAUCAAGUGUUCCUUCUGUGAUACGCCGUUCGGGUCGAAGGGGGCCUAUCGCCAUCACCUCUCAAAGGUGCACUUUGUCAAGGACAAUGGCGAGGAUUCGCCCACCAUGAAGUCGCCAGGAGCUGCAGCACAGUCACCAAAGUCCCUGCCAAUGGCCUCGCCCAAGAGAUCCGCUUCGAGGAGUCCGGCAGUGGCAGCGGCACAGCAACCAUCGCCAUCGCCCACCAUCAAUCCGUAUGACGAGAGUCCGCAGUCAAAGUUCUUGAAGUACACGGAAUUGGCCAAGCAGCUGUCAUCGAAGAAUGCCUAAGGAGUGGCAUACCUGCCGAAGAAGGAUGAGGAGUGGGUCUGUUAUACUAAAGAAUGUUAUAGAGGAAUUCCUAAGAUCUCCGACUAAAUUGUGAAACUUUUGAAUGUUUUUCUACAGCGAAAGCUCUACGGGCGGACAGUUUUUUAGUUCGAAUUUACAAUUUACAGGCCCCUAAAAGUUUUACAAAUAAGAGUUCUACUAGCCGACUGUUUCCUUGACUAGAAAAAUAUCAAAACAAUCUUUUUCCAAAAAAAUCUUAACUGCCGGACAGUUCCUUAACCUAUUCCUAGAACCAAUCUAACUAAAGAUUAAAGAUACAUCUACGAGAUCCGAGAUCCUUUGACUCCAUAAGUUAUUCCAUAAGUUCUACCAACGGAAAGUUUCCUUCAAUCGAAAGACAUGUUUCUUGAAAGAAAUAAUACUUAUUUCCAUAAAUUAUUUCAUUUUUUUUCCUAAUGAAUCUCUUCCAUUAGGCGGACAUAUCAUAUUUAGAGUUUAGCCCCCUGUCCGCCCAAGAGAGCUUUCACUGUAUUUAUAAGACAUUUUUUUAUUGUGGCCAUAAAUCUGAUUACCAAAAAAAAACCGUUUUUAACAGAAGUCUCUACUAACAUUACCAUUAUUCUGUUGCACAGUGUAAACCCCAAAUAGCAGUUGAGAUUCCUGUUUUGUGCCUUGAUUUCAUUUCAGAGAUCAAUGGAGAGAGUGGAGCAUAACAUUGAGAAUAUCUGCAGCUAAUUUACGCUCCCAAAUUUAAGACUCUCUCUCGUAAAGCUCUCUCUCUCUCUUGUUCUACUCUCCUCUCUCUGCACAAAAUAUUUCCCCUACUUUUGCUGAAUAUUUCCCCAACAGUCCAACAGCAUUCUGUUUCCCCUUUGUUCCAUGCUCUCUCUCUCUCUCUCUCUCUUAUCGAGAGUGAUGUCAGUCUCCGCUGGCUAUGUGUUUUGUCCGGCUUUAUUGUUUCCCAAUCAGACAGCAUGCCAUCGCAGUCGCACGCGCGAGUGCAGUGCAGUGCUUGAGAAAUUCAAUUACCACCACUUUGACGAACUGCUGUCCAUCACAAAAGCGGGCGGGUGCAGUUCGCGCCAGACAGGGACAACCAUAGGUGCCGGAGCGAACCGCUUGACGAAAGGCGACGACACGAGUUCGUCAAAGUUGGAUUGGAUGGAGGCGAAAGCAAGAGAGAAAAAACAACAAAGUAGGUGGGGUGAACGAGAGAGCGAAAGAGAAGCAGAACUAUUGAGUGCAACGGAACGGGUUUUGAGUGGACAACACUCUUGAGUGCGAAUGAGCGUGGCGGAAUUUGAGUGAACCAAAAAAAAGUGGACUCUAGCGAAAAAACUUUGUUUUCUUUGUAUGUCGAUAUUUUUGAAUGAUAAAUGGAUCUUAAAUUCGGCUCGAUCGUUCCCAUGGAAGCUAUAUAUAUUAUUCUGAUUCCGCAGUUCCUGGUAGAAAAAAUAAAGCGUGCCAAAAACCAAAAUCGAAAUACUUAAACAUAAUUAUACAAAUUAAAUCAUUAAAUUUAAGCAAUUUACAAAAACAAAUGCAACGCAGUAUACGUAAAACUCUUGGAAAAAACUUAAACCUAAACGAAAAAAAAAAAAAUCAAAGUUAACCUGAAAGAAACCUUUAAGAAGAAGAAAGUUAUACCCAAAAAAAUUAUGCAUUAUAUAAAUGUAAAUAAUUAGCAAAUAGCACUUUCCUUCCAUAAAAUACAAAAAAAAAACUAUAUAAACAUAUGUAUCUUGAAUGAUACGGAAAGCUAUAUCUGUACUUAAAGAUAGGUUAAAAGCUAUAUGUUCUUGAAGAAAGUCGAAAUCAAAAUGUAGCCACAGCAACGCAUGUAUACGCAACACAAUUUUAACAAAAAAAAAACAACAACAACUAUAUAAAUAUUAUAUACAAAUUAUAUAUACAUAUAUGAAUACCAUAUACAACCCAUGUAUACCAGCAACUCCAAUCUCAAACAAUAACUAAGAAGAAUCUUGAAUAUCUAACCUAAGAACUAAACCUAAGAGAAGAGCCUCUCGGCGGAAGAGAGGAAUCCUUACAGAGAAUGUAAAACAUUUCAAGCAUCAUUAUCAAUCAUCAACAUCAUCAUGAGCAUCAAUCUAUCAUCGGGAAUAGUUUACAUCUAUAAUGAUACGAUAUACGAUAUAAAUACUUAUGUAUACGACUUGUAUUUGAGUUUUUGUGAUAUUAUUUAUAAAACGAAACCGUUCGCUUCCUUUUCGCCAUGCCCACAGCCCUCCUCUAACAAUCCUAUGCCCUGUAACACCAUCCCAGCCCUCCCCCCAAAAAUCCCCUCCCUUUAGGAUCGUAAGUGUAAGUUAUAUAUAUGUAAUAAAUGCAAUAAAGGCGCAGCAUUCAAAAUAACAUUUAAA
Messenger RNA from Drosophila miranda, 6529 nucleotides. It is a transcript of the gene tio, whose product is annotated as protein tiptop. NCBI's taxonomy places the organism in Eukaryota, Metazoa, Arthropoda, Insecta, Diptera, Drosophilidae. The coding region runs from base 975 to 4148 and encodes 1057 amino acids. Gene Ontology annotation, molecular function: DNA-binding transcription factor activity, RNA polymerase II-specific; DNA binding. The transcript has 3 exons. Gene Ontology annotation, biological process: regulation of transcription by RNA polymerase II. The record is from RefSeq and is a predicted model, not a curated record. Gene Ontology annotation, cellular component: nucleus.